Molecule: messenger RNA, 3243 nt
Organism: Sinocyclocheilus grahami
Lineage: Eukaryota; Metazoa; Chordata; Actinopteri; Cypriniformes; Cyprinidae
Product: E3 ubiquitin-protein ligase RNF31-like
Exons: 18
Coding region: 724-3243 (839 amino acids)
Biological process (GO): protein linear polyubiquitination
Cellular component (GO): LUBAC complex
Molecular function (GO): zinc ion binding; K48-linked polyubiquitin modification-dependent protein binding; K63-linked polyubiquitin modification-dependent protein binding
Source: RefSeq, a predicted model, not a curated record
UUGUUUUUUUGAGUAUAAAAUUAUAACACAAUGUGGUAUCUUCAAGUGUAAGGUGUCAUUUUUUUCAGAAAAUGAUUGGCUUUCAGGAAAUUACAGUUAUUGUACAUUAUUGUGUGUGGUGAGUUAGUAAAUAGAAUUUAAAUAGACAAAAAAUUAAAAAACGGGAAGAAAUUUAACUGCUUUUUAUUUAGAAAAAAUCUGAAAACUCAUGAACGAAAGAAUCUAAUGCCUCAGUCUUGAAAAAGGAACUAUAAUACAUAUAUACAAGUCUUUUUGGGACACUAGAUUGCACAGUUUUCACUCAGGAGACAUUUGUUUUACCCCAGUUCUCCAGGCGUUUUUGGAUCCUUCAAUCCAGUCAUUUAAAUGUGGUGCUCUCUGAAGCAGUUCCUGUCUAACUGCAAACAUAGUCCCACAUCACAUUCCUGGCACUUCCAUGGGGUGCUCCUUUUGCAUCGUAUGCAACGACGCCGACCCAUGCUGGCCCUCUCUGAAAGGUUUUGAGUGUUACUCACAGGAACAGGCAGAAACCUGUUUACAUUUAUGUAACUCUCCCUGGCAGUCAUUCAUUCCUUUUUCACUAAUCUAACGUUACCCAUUUAUUAAUUUACACGAAUUGUUUUGUUGAAAUGCGCUUCCUCACAGCGCCUCUAUGCGGGUAGAUGAUUGUUUCAGUUUUACGUACGAGUGAAUGAGAGCGCUGCUCCUCUGUCAAUACACGCUAUGGCCUCUCUCAGUGAUCAGCUGGAGGAGGUGAGGGUGAAUGCAGAAGGCAGCUUAUCUACUCCAGGUUCUGCCCAGGAGAUGAGGGCAGGGGUGGCAGCCAUGGCCAACAUCCCCCUCCCGCCCUCCAGCAAAUAUUGCUACAUCGCUGCUGAAAGCAUGCUGACGGAGAACAGUAAUGGAAAUAAUAGGAGGGAGUCCCUCAGCCUCCUGCAGAAACUUUCCACCGCUCUUAACAUCUUGGAGAAGUAUGGCUCCAAUCUUACCAACCCCAACAGGCCGAAGUACUGGCGUACAGUAAAGUACAACAAUCCUGUCUUCAGGACCACUGUAGAUUCUAUUCAGGGUGGCAGAGCAGUACUCAACCUGUACGGCUACACCAAUCAGCAGCAAGACGGCUUGAGCUUUCCUGAUGAUGUUGUCCAGCCAGAUGUUGGGAAGGUGGCAUCAGUGACUCUUGAGGUCAUGUGCCUCCGUAUGGAGCUGGACAUGCUAAUCAAGGGUACCCAUCCUUAUCCAGAGUUUUUUGAAAGACUUAUUCCCUCCCUCAGUGUGCAGGAUGAGGGAAUCAGCACAGAUGCAGUUGCCUUCUCUCCUAGUGAAAGUCCAUGGGAAAAACAAACUCCCUCGCCUGCAUCGACUCCUUUUCAGCCUAAAUCUCCAUUCAGUCCAGCCCUUUCUCUCUCUUCUCUAGUGCCCUUUAAACAAACAGGGCGUUCCACACACAUUAGGAUUCCUGUGACUUCCUCAAAAGCCACAAAACGGCUCAGCUCAUCAUUGUCAGCAUGGCAGUGUUCAUACUGCACUACAGUAAAUACAGUGCAGCAGGUUUUGUGUGAAAACUGUGAUCGACCCCGCCUGUCCUCUGCUGCUCCAUCUUUACAGGAAGAGCCAUCUCAGCCCUCUACAAUAUCUGAGUGGCAAUGUAAAAGCUGCACUGUGGUGAAUGCAGGCAGUAGCAUUCUAUGUGAGGUGUGUGAGCGCCCUCGUCUGGCCACCAAACCUCCUGUUGCACCCUCACGUCCGACUCCCUCUACUGCAGGACUAAUGGACAGCCAGUGGGUUUGCCUGUUUUGUACGUACGUCAACCACACACCAUCACCUGUAUGCGAAAUGUGUUGUCUUUCGAGGUCAGAGCCUGCUCUGUCACCCCCUAAGCCCCUCCCACUCUCAUCAGUCAAGGACGUCACACCGCCACCAGCCCCACCUAAAGUCAUUCCCACUGAGGACCCUGAUUUCAAAAGGCAAAGACUGAUGAGGGAGGAAGGACUUAAACUUAUUCAGAUCAUUCGUGCGGGAGAGAAGAAAGGAGUGAGCCCAGAGGAGGUUUACACCAGCAUGUGUGUGUCAGGAAGCAGUAAUGUAAUGCCGUAUGACUGGCUGAAAGCAGAGCUACCUCAUGUGCUUGAUGAGAUCUGUGUGAUGGCUGCAUCCCGUCAGCAAGAACCCAACACACAAUCAAACUGUUUAGGGGGGAGCAAUGGCCAGGAUGGACAAAAAAGCAAUGCAGUGCCCCUGUCCAGAGCAGAAGCCAAACGGGCCUGGCUGGCAGCAGGGGGAGACAAUGAGAAGGCUGUCAGGCAGGCUUUCAGAAACCGAAGAGUUAAAGUAAAAGAGCUUGGCUCUCUGGGCUUUAAUGAUGUGACCCGCUGUGAAGAAGCCCUGCGGCAGAGUGGAGGGGAUGUGAGGGGGGCCCUCGCUCUGCUGCAGCGCCCUUUACUGGAGCAAUUCCAUCAGCGCAUGUGGAGCGAUGAACCAGAGCCCCCCAUCGACAUCAACCAUCCAGAUAAACAGCAUGUUUGCCGUAGGCUGCUAGCAGUGUUUGAUCUGCCUAGCUGGGGGCGUUGUGAGCUGGUUCUGUCUUUGCUGCGGGACACUACAGCCACAUACACACUGGAGGAUGUGAUUCAGGCCGUGCGUGAAUCACCUGACCGGGACUUCAUUCGCCGUGUGCUGAAUAAGGAAUGCCCCAUCUGCCUGUCAGUUUUUCCCCACAGCAAGAUGCAGUCUCUGACAUCGUGCCAGUGCUCUGUGUGCUGUGGAUGUUUCAAGCAGCAUUUCACUAUAGCGGUGAGGGACAAGCACAUCAGAGACAUGGUGUGUCCUGUCUGCACAGAGCCUGACAUCAACAACCCUGAGCACCUGAACAGCUACUUCUCCACUCUGGAUAUACAGCUCAGGGAUUGUCUCGAACCGGAUGUGUACGAUCUUUUCCACAAAAAGCUGACUGAGCAGGCUCUCAUCAAGGACCCAAAGUUCCUGUGGUGCAGCCAUUGCUCAUAUGGCUUCAUCUACGAUGGCGAUCAACUCAAGGUCACCUGUAUGCAGUGCAGGAAAAGCUUCUGUGCUCAAUGCAAAAAACCGUGGGAGCCGCAGCACAUGGGGCUCUCGUGCGAGCAGUUCCAGCUGUGGAAGCGAGAGAAUGACCCCGAGUACCAGAGGCAGGGCUUGGCCGGAUACCUGCGUGACAAUGGGAUCACAAACAGUAUUGCUGCCAUCACUGCCCCUGCCCGACUCUGA